GGAUGAAAUUGGCCUAGCGGUUUAUGAGGAGAUGUCGUUUAAAGUAAAAGUUUACGGACGGACAACGGACGAUGGACGAAUGACGCCGGACGACGAGUGAUCAGAAUAGCUCACCCUGAGCCUUUGGUUCUGGUGAGCUAACAACAACAACAAACCCUCAGAAAAUCAUCGUAUUAUGAAGCUGCUCCUACUCUGAAACACUACUUUUAAAGAUAUUGUUCAUGUUAACACAUCUCAAAUUACUGUAAAAUGCAGUGUAACAGAUCUACAGCUAAUUUGGUUUGUAGUCAAAGUAACACAUGUGGCAGCCUUCUAUCACCUGCUGGUGAACUGCAGAUAUAAGCUGAUUUGCUCUGUUACCGUGACAAUCCUCAAGCCGAAUCACACCAUUAGUCUCACACUACUUAAAGGCUAAAAAAGUAAUUUUAUUUUGUCUUCUACCUAUUUAUUUUUUGGAAGGGUAUCACUAAAUUGUUUAAUUUCAGUGUUCAAACUUUGAUUUAAUGCAGUUAUUAGAUACAAUGCACAGUUUUUGGUUAACAUUAAGCAGUUAAUGUAAAGCAUUUUUCCAAUAUUUUUUUCUUCUGGGAGGAUAAGAAACAAAUAUUUCUGUAUCAGUGCUCUUGAAAGAAUAUAAGCUUUAUUUACAGUGAUAUGACUGUCAAUAUUAAAUACUGUUAUAUGAAAGUUGUAAUAUGUUAACAAUAUUCAGAAGAACAAAUAAAAGUGUUUCUGGACUUAAUACAAAAUCAGGUUAUAUGAGUAUGGAUUUAUUUUCAUCAAGGUAUUAUACUUUCCUGCAAUAAUCUUUUUUUACUGUUGCAACUAUACAAUUUAUGUAACAUUAAAAUCAUAUUUAUUAAAGAAUUACUGCAUACUUAUUCCAAGAUUAAAAAUGUCUAAGAAUGUCUGUCAUUUUUAAUUUUUACUUCUUUUUUAACUGAGUUUUUAAUGCAGAAAAAAAACUUUAAUGACCACAUUUAAUUGCUACAAUUCUACUAUUACUCUUCAAUGUAUUUCUGCAUUUUCAUAUCUUCAGUUAAAAAAAAACAAAUGAAAAUGUAACAAGCAUCCUAAAUUUGAUUACAGAACAAAUAAAAACACACCAAGAGCUAAACCUGUUCAUGUGAGAACCAACAGUCAACAGCUGAACAUUUCAUCACCAAAAGGAGAGGUUGUCAUGGUAACAGGAGGGGCUGGGUUUCUAGGGCAACAUAUUGUCAGUCUGUUACAAACAAAGGCACCUCAUGUGAGGGAAAUAAGAGUCCUGGACCUCAAACUAUACAAUAACUUCCUAGGUCACAGUGACAGAAAGCCAAUUUCAUCUGUAAUAGGAAGUGUGACAGAUCUCAGUAUUCUAGCAGAAGCCUUAAAGGGUGUUGAUAGUGUGUAUCAUAUAGCAGGGAAAAUCAGCUAUGGUACAUUUCCUGACUUCAAGGGAAUGUACAACAUCAAUGUUGAAGGUACUGCCAACCUUAUAAAGGCCUGCCUCCUAAAUGAUGUCAAAAGAUUCAUUUACUGCAGUACUGUGGAUGUUGUCAUUGGAUAUGAUGACAUCAUAGAUGGAAAUGAGGCUAACACAGCGCCACCUACAGAAUUUUUAUUUCCAGGCUAUCCAGAGACAAAAUAUAAAGCAGAGUGCCUAGUUCUGAAAGCUAAUGGUACUCCAACACAAAAUGGAAGUCUGUUACAGACAAUGUCAUUGAGAGCUAAUGUUAUGUAUGGAGAGGGAGAUCCGUACUAUAUUACCAAUGGUCUACGGAAUGCACGAGAUUCCAAUGGUACAUUAUACCAAGUUGGUAAUGGCACAGCACUGUUUCAGCCAGUCUAUGUGGGGAAUACUGCCUGGGCUUUCAUUUGUGCUGAUAAAGAAUUGACUGGGAACUCAAAACUCGGUGGCAAGUUCUACUUCAUACCAGAUGACACUCCUCAACAGAACACAUUUGAAUUCAUGGAACCAUUCUUAGAGGUCAGAGGUUACAGACUGUCCUCAAUUAAAUUUCCUUUCAGACUGGUUUAUAUUUUCUUGCUUUUCUCAGAAUUAGUUGUGAAAGCAUUAUCUCCCUUGAUCAAGAUAAAUCUUCCAGCAGAAUCCUACAGUGUGAAGUAUAUCAAUAUGACCUUGACCUUUAGUAGCAUGAGAGCCAGACAAGAGCUUGGUUUCAAACCAAUUUUCUCACCGGAGGAAGCCAAACAGAGAAGUUUACUGUAUUACAAACAUAUGGAGCUAUAGGCAGAAUACAAAGCACUGUCAAUACUCAACUGCAGUCAGUUUAUCAUAUAAACAAUGGAACAGCAGACUUACAGAACAUUGAAACUUUGUGCUAAGUGAAUGAUUUGUUCUUUAUAAUGGGCUACCUGUGGUGACUAUAAAUAAUCUUUAAUAAUAAAUACAAAUCCGUACUUUUAUUCCCUGUAAAAUCCAAAAAUGAGUAAUAUUACAAGAGAAUAACUUAAUAUAUAGUAUAUACAUUUCUACAGCACAAUGGGAGGGGUUUUAUCUGCCUUGAAACCUAAAUGGGACGGGUUAAGUCCACCUUGAAAUUUCAGCAGGAGUGGUUUUGCCUGCCUUGAAAUUUUAAUGAGAGGGGUUUUGUCCUACCCAUUAAACUGUUGAUGUUUUGUCCCCUUCAUCAGGAAACAGCGGGAGGGGUUUUGUCUGGCUCCCAUUUAAGUGAUACUGUCCCUUUUUUAUGCAACUUGUACACUAAAUUCCUUUCAAAAUUUAUAAAAACUUGGAGAAAAAUUGCCUUUGGAAUUAAUGAUGUAUGCAAAGUGUCACAGAAUAGUACAAAAACAGGGAUGUAAAGGAGUAAAACAUAAGACACUUUUGACAAAAAUGAAAACCCUGCUUUUUCCAAAUAUUCAUAAUUGGUUUCAGUUCUUUUGUUAUAUUUCAAUAUCAGUUUUACAUCAUUUAUCAACCUUAUCAACCUCAGUGAAAAUAAAGCUAUUCAGAAA
Messenger RNA from Mercenaria mercenaria, 2961 nucleotides. Its product is annotated as 3 beta-hydroxysteroid dehydrogenase/Delta 5-->4-isomerase-like. The record is from RefSeq and is a predicted model, not a curated record. Gene Ontology annotation, biological process: steroid biosynthetic process. Gene Ontology annotation, molecular function: 3-beta-hydroxy-Delta5-steroid dehydrogenase (NAD+) activity. Lineage: Eukaryota; Metazoa; Mollusca; Bivalvia; Venerida; Veneridae. Bases 1181 to 2233 code for a protein of 350 amino acids. The transcript is spliced from 5 exons.